Messenger RNA from Morus notabilis, 1050 nucleotides. RefSeq names its product teosinte glume architecture 1. Gene Ontology annotation, cellular component: nucleus. Bases 1 to 1050 code for a protein of 349 amino acids. The record is from RefSeq and is a predicted model, not a curated record. NCBI's taxonomy places the organism in Eukaryota, Viridiplantae, Streptophyta, Magnoliopsida, Rosales, Moraceae. Gene Ontology annotation, molecular function: DNA binding. The transcript is spliced from 4 exons.
AUGUGGUUUCGUCUCUCAUAUUCUCCUCAACUUUUCUUAUUGCAUUGUCAAACAAUCAGGACGUUGAUUGUUGAUGAGGCCAUUUCUGUUGGUGAAAAGAUAGUUGGUUUGCAAAUUAUAUACACAUCUUGCCUUGUUGAUGGGUGCAAAUCGGACCUCAGCAAAUGCAGGGACUAUCACAGACGCCACAAGGUUUGUGAGCUCCAUUCAAAGACCCCGAGGGUUACGAUCGGAGGUCAGGAACUGCGUUUCUGCCAGCAGUGCAGCAGGUUCCAUUCCUUGGUGGAGUUUGACGAGGAAAAACGAAGCUGUAGAAAACGACUUGAUGGACACAACAGACGCAGAAGGAAGCCUCAACCAGAAACUUUUCCCACGAAUUCAGGAGGAUUCCUCUCCAGCUACCAAGGUACAAGAUUCUCACCAUUCCCCAGUCCACAUAUAUUUCCAAGUUCUGCAAUGAGCGCUGCUUUGGCUAUAGCUGGAGCUGCAAAAUCCGAGAGCGACAUGGCGCUAUAUAGUAGCCAUACGCAGUCAAGUGGCACGAGGAAAAACCACCCUUUUACUGGAUCUUUGAGCCAUAGUUAUAGUGGAGCAAAGGAACUCUCAUUUUUACAAGGCUCAAGUUGCAGCCUCCCACUAGCUGCCACGUCCCAACCCCUUGUGGACUCAAAUCCUGCAUUGAGCAACUCAUCUGGCCACAGCCGAAAGAUCUACUCUCAGUGGUUAUACCGAGACAACGACAACGAUGAAUCCAAUUGUGCUCUCUCUCUUCUGUCAUCCACGCCAACUGAUACUUGUAAAGAGAUUUGUUUGAGCAACAUGGUGCAGCAGUCCAAUUCCGCAGCCACAAGGCGGGCUCAGCACUCGAUCCCCAGCCUGCACUACCGUGGUUUAGGAAUGGUGAGUGAACCACUUGUACCUUCUGCCCUGGCUUUAGAUUACAGUGCAAGUGAUGAUCUCCAUUGCCAGCAAAUGUUUCGAAUUUGGCCUGACGGAUCUUCAUCUCGCGGUCAUCACCAUACUUCUCCUCGUGGUAGCCAUAUACUGUGA